Cryphonectria parasitica EP155 is the source of this 1092-nucleotide messenger RNA. RefSeq names its product family 31 glycosyltransferase. The annotation marks the transcript as partial. NCBI's taxonomy places the organism in Eukaryota, Fungi, Ascomycota, Sordariomycetes, Diaporthales, Cryphonectriaceae. Gene Ontology annotation, molecular function: acetylglucosaminyltransferase activity. The transcript has a single exon. The record is from RefSeq and is a predicted model, not a curated record. Gene Ontology annotation, cellular component: membrane.
AUCACCCUCGAGUUCCCUCCCAAGAAGCAGUCGCCCGACGCGUCCAAGAUGAUCUUCGGCGUGGCCACGACGCUCGACCGCAUGCCCGAGAACCUGCGCAACUUCCAGCACUGGGCGGCGCGCACCAGUGCCCGCCUCGUCGUCGUACACGAGCCGCGCAAUGAGACGCUGCGGCCGGGCGAGCCCUCCGCCGAGGAGAUGGAGCAGCUAUUCAAGGGCGCGGGGAUCGAGCGCAUUACGCUGGUGGAGAGAGACCAGGGCUGGGGCGAGCGCUUUGUGUCACUGCUGGGCGUGCUGCACGACCGCAUGGAGCCCCAGGUGGAGUGGGCUGUGCUGAUGGAUGACGACACCUUCUUCCUCGACCUGGACGCCGUGCAGGCCAUGCUAGCAAAGUACAACCCAUCCCAGCUGUGGUACGUGGGUGCGCUGAGCGACAACAAGUGGAACAUCAACAAUGGCGGGCUCUACGCUGUUGGCGGCGCUGGCAUCUUCAUCUCGCGCCCCCUGCUGGAGACGAUGCGGCCGUUUGCAGACGGAUGCUUCCCCGAGGAGGGCACGAUGGCUGGUGGGGACACGCUUGUGGGCCAAUGCAUUCACCGGCACACCACGACCAAGCUGACCCUCGAGCACGGACUGUACCAGCUGGACCUGCACGGCGACGUGACGGGGUUCUAUGAGGCGCCGAGGCCCCAACCGCUGAGCGUGCACCACUGGAAGAGCUGGCACCACCACGACAUCCCCGCCGUCGCGACGGUCGCCAGGGUUUGCGGCCGGCCCUGCGUGCUGCAGAACUUCCGCUUCCAGGACGGCUGGCAGAUGAGCAACGGGUUCAGCAUCGUCAAGUACGGCUACGGCGACGCGGAGCUGGCGGUGCAGCACCCGCAGGCGAUGGAACAUACUUGGAAGCACACCGAGUGGGAAAUCGAGGACAGCUGGGAUUACAGCUUCGCGCCGCUCAAGGAAAGGGACGAGGGCAAGGUACAAUUCCUGAUGGAGAAAAGCGUCGUCGAGCUGGAUGGUAGCGUCACUUUGUACUAUGUCAGGAGAAAGAACGGCAUUGGGAACGGGUUGAUUCGGAUGAUCUGGCGCUGA